UUGUUCUGCUUUCAGUGGAGAUAAACGAAGAGUUGAAGAACCUCCUCGAUUGAUGAUGAGCUGCUUAUUUUCCUACAAACUUGUGAUUAAUUGAGUUGACACUACAACGCAAUCAAGUCAGGGUACAACAUAUUUAGCAAUACCGCAACACAGGGCAUCCCGUAUUUCAGUCAACACAUUUAUUGGCCUCGGUCUAGUGGUAGUUAUUUGCCUGGAAUACAGCAAUCACCAGAUAAAUAUUAUAUCAUAAGAGAAUGAUUAUGUGAGCAGAAAAAGAUUAUGUGUUCAGAGAAAGAUUAUGUGAUCAGUCAAAGAUUAUUUGAGCUUAGAAGGAUUAAGUGAGCAAAAGAAAAAUAACGAGCAAUGAAAGGAUGUUAAGACAUGGAUCACCUAUAUGUACAGAGCUUACUGACAUUAUAUGAGUAUAUUUGAAUUUAAAAUGAAGGUCAAAAAUAAAAAAUUGAAUUCAAACAACAAAACUAAUUCUGGUAACCAUAGUGGAUACUAUGGCAACUACAUCAAGGACAAUGUUGAAUUCACAACUCCACUAUCUAGCAAUAGCACAUAUCCUAACAACAAACACAGUGAACAGAGUGACAUCUAUAAUAAAAAUGUCGAGCCAAUUCAACAUUCGGAACAUAUUCCAAAGCUCAGAAGGUACAACAGAACAAAUAUUGACAAAUAUAAAGACACAAUAUAUGAACGUUACGACCCGAUGGUUGGAGGUCGGACUGCCCUUAUACUAGGGUCUCUCUUGGUAUUUAUAGUUUUAUACAUUCUUAAAAAACAAUUUAAACAUCAUCGGAGAAAGAAAAAAGAAAGGAUGGCUGAGUUUGUCCCGCCAGAGGAUUAUGGGCCUUACGAGACUUCCAGUGAUUUCGAUCAAUGUUUAAAACUUCUUCCAGACCAAAAUGGCUUAUCUAAAAGUAGCGAAACAUUGACAGGGACGAAUAACUGGGACAGUAAUCAUUCAAUAGAUGGCUCUUUGUGUCAAUGUAUGAAAGAUGUCGCUACUGCUCCACACAAAUCCAGCGCUAUGCAAACAAACAUUCCAAAAAUUACAAUUUCAGACACUACUGAAUUAUGUACCAAUAGAAAGCAGAUUGGAUUAUACAUCAAUGGAAAGCAGUGUGAUAAAAAUAAACAAUUCCAUGCCAGUUUUCCAUAUCAUAUCAAACCUGACAAAACACGAAGGGCAAUACUUGAAAAGUACACAAUAGAAUGUGAUACCUCAAAUUUCGCCAAAACUGCCAAUUGGAUUAAUACUAUCCCAGACCCAGUACACAUUCAACCGAAUCCUAAACACAAAACGAAAACUACAACAGAUGACGCAAAACUCAAUUCACGGAGCGGGAAUUAUUUGAAUGUAGAGGUUAAUAGAAAACGAUCCAAUAGUGUGCCUAGCACAUCUUAUACAAGCUCAUCUAUGUGGGACAAAACCCGUAAUGUUGGGACGUGCCCUUUAUGUGAUCAAGCAAAACUAACAGGAAGUUCCCAUCCAUCAAUAUUAUAACGACCCUGCUACUAAUAACUAUAGUACAGCUUUCCUAGCUUAAGAUUUUAUAGCUCACUUAGUUAAGAGCAUCAGGCCUUGGAUCUGAGGGACCUAGGUUUGAUUCUCAAACAGGUCGUUGAAUUAGGCACCCUUUCUUUCAUGACCUUCAACUUUAUUCAGUCAUUCCCGGAGGCGCCUCCGGGUUAUCAAAUAGUGUCAGCUGUGGAAGUAUAGUAUCAACUCUUUUUAAAAUAUAUGUGUCGAAAAUUGCAAAAGAAGAUGACAUUUGGAUUUCAACCAACAUUUCAUGUAGUGAGAGUGGGAUCCCAGGAAUAACUGAAAUAUGAUUCUACAGAUAGAAACGUAAAAUGCACUUAAUGAGUUGCUAUGGAAACAUAGUCCAAGUAUAACUACAUUUUUAUCAAUAUGGUAGUAGAAAACCUGUAAUGUGGAACACCUUUAUAAGUGAUAUAAUUCAAAAUUACAUGUUUUAUUUUAUGAAAUACUGUAUUCAUAGAGCUCUGUACCACAGAGCUCUGUAUCAAAAAGCUCUGUACCAUAGUGCUCUGUAUAAAAGAGCUCUGUACCAGAGAGUUCUGUACCAUAGGGCUCUGUAUCAUAAAGCUCUGUACCAGAGAGCUCUUUAUCAUAGAGUUCUGUAUCUCAGAAAUCUGUAUCAUAAGCUCUGUACCAGAGAGCUCUUUAUCAUAGAGUUCUGUAUCUCAGAGCUCUGUAUCAUAUAUCUCUGUAUAUCAUGACACAGUCAUUGUAGUGAAUUUUCAAUUUCUUUGAUACAAAAAGUGCAGAAUACGUAUAGUUCUGACUUAAAAAUUGGUGAAUUUUGAAAACUUUCAACAUUUUUUUUUUAAAAAUGUUUAAAUCAAGAGGUGCCAAAUUCAUAUUUUGAACUUUGCCAAUAAAAUAUUGCUCAUUCAAAAAUUACAUAUUAAUGACAAUUUGACAAGGGAAUUGUAAACCAUUUUUAUUUUCUAUUUAAAAAAUAUUUUAAGAAAAACAGCUAUGCAAUGUAAAUGUAAAAAAAUAAAUAUUAUGUCAAAAUCAAUGUUUUCUUAUAAACUGUAAUUUUAGAUAGUCCUAAUAGAGAAAUCACUUUAUUUGUGAUCUUCCCAUAUUAACAUAGAGAGCAUAUAGAUUUAGUAAAUAUUAUUAAGCUGCAUUUU
Owenia fusiformis is the source of this 2676-nucleotide messenger RNA. The record is from the annotation of a GenBank genome assembly. Lineage: Eukaryota; Metazoa; Annelida; Polychaeta; Sabellida; Oweniidae.